Messenger RNA from Funneliformis caledonium, 1044 nucleotides. Lineage: Eukaryota; Fungi; Glomeromycota; Glomeromycetes; Glomerales; Glomeraceae. The record is from the annotation of a GenBank genome assembly.
AUGUCUGGGUCGACCUCGCCUCAACAAUCUGUUCCAACUUUAUUAUACUCGCAAAAUUCUCAACAACUCGAUCAUUACGAGAACAACGAUGACAACAAGACCGUUCAGAUUAAAUCCGAGUAUGACUACCGAUACGACAUCGAUUCCACCGUUUCAAGUGUAGAAUCGUCUCCUCACAUCGUUGCCGCAAAUGAAUUCGAAGCAUCAUCUCAAUUCACCACCUACAAUUAUCCUCCUCCUCUCUGUGAUGAUUCUUCCAGUGAACCUUUAUCUUCCGCCACUUCUACCACCGUACCCACGGGUGGUGAUCUCACCUUUGCCUUGUCUCCAGAUUCCCUCUCCCAAUAUUAUAGCAUCAUUCAAAGUACCCCCCUCGAUCAAAAUUCCGGGGUUCAACCUUCCUUCACCGAUCAAAUGAGGUUCAUCAUUUACGAGCCUCGUCAAAAUGAUAACGUUUCACUUAUGAACGCUCCCAAUAAUUAUCAGAUGCCAAUGUGGCAGUUGCCUUUAUCGACUUCGGGUAUCGACAACAGACCAAUCACGACGGUUGCUUCCUCUCAGAGUUCUCUAAACUUACCUUUCGAUUACUCUCAAAAUCAAGUUUUGGUAAAUCCCGCACAGAUUAAUCCUCUUCCUCCGGUAUCAUCAUCUUCAUCGCAACAGCAGCAACCCCUUCAACCUCCUCAAACGCAACAACAAGGUCAGCCACAAUCGCAGCAGCAGCAACAGCUCAUCAAGUGUCCGCAUGAGGAUUGUCCAAAAACCUUUAGCAGGUUAUAUAAUUUAAAGGCUCACUUAAGAUCUCACUCCCCGGCUCGACCAUAUCAAUGCCCAAUGUGUCCAAGAUCCUUCUCGAGGAAGCAUGAUUUGCAACGACACAUUCGAGUUCACACCGGUGUUAAGCCUUAUCAAUGCCCAUGCUGUCGAAAAGCGUUCGCUCGUACAGAUGCACUUCGACGUCAUUUUAAGAUGGAAGAAACUUGCAGGAAUUCACCUGAGGUUCAAAACAUGAAGACGAGAAGAAGAUACUCUGAGAUGCAUUAA